This is a messenger RNA of Osmia bicornis bicornis, 1555 nucleotides long. RefSeq lists its product as uncharacterized. NCBI's taxonomy places the organism in Eukaryota, Metazoa, Arthropoda, Insecta, Hymenoptera, Megachilidae. Bases 75 to 1325 code for a protein of 416 amino acids. The record is from RefSeq and is a predicted model, not a curated record. The transcript is spliced from 2 exons.
GGAAACACAGUACGUCACAUCGGUAGCUUAUAAAGUAGCCACGAUCAGCUGUGCCCUUCAUUUACUCAGAUAGCAUGUUCGAACGAAUCUCUCGAGCACUAUUGCCGUGUUUGUUCGCGAUCCUGGUGUCUGGAUCGCCAACGUUCUACCAAGACUAUCAGGAGGUCAGGAAUCAAAGACAUGCUUCCUGUCCCUCGUGUCGUCGAGAACGCCCUGACGCCUUGGUAUCCUGGUACUCGGAACCAGUCAGAAGGGAGUUCCGACCCCUCGAGCCAGAAGUGGACCAGUGGCCUAUUGAACACCAGGUCCAGCCUGACCCACCCUACUACAAUCCUUACGACCGAGCCGUUAGAAGCAGAGGAGGCCCGCCUUUCCGCAGUCUCGCAGACGCAAGCAAACGCGAGAAUCCCUUCGCAUUCCAAAGGGACAUCAAUUUUGACCUGGCUCCUGCACCGACCGCCCCUGUUCGCGGUCUAGAUGAUCCAGCCCUGGACGCCCAGCCUCCUUAUCAAGUAUCUAGGAGCAUGGACAGGUCGAAUUACAUGAAGCCCAACUUCUACAACACGAUCAAUCGGCAGUCCGACUUAGCGACCCCUAAUCGAUAUUCUGAUUAUGAAUUGUCCUAUGAAGAGCCAUCCUUCGGAAGCUUUGGGUCAUCCAACUCCUAUGAGGACACAAACAAGAAGCCAUACCAGGCCUACCGAAGUGGAAGAUACCCUGACCAUUCCUUCGGUGUCGAACGCCCCCUUGUCCAACCGCAGCCCUACCCUAAAAGACCCACCCCCAAUCGCAGGGUGCCAGUAGGUCCAAGAGCACCGGACAUGGAGCAGUUCUUUCCAGCCAGAAGGGAGCAACCUCAAAGUUCCCCAAUGAUCUACUCCCCACAGGUUAGGCACAAUCCGUACAACCGGUCACCUGACCUGAAUCUCUACAAAAUGGCGCAGAACAGAGGUAGAGAUGCUGCGGAGGUCGCUAAUGACAGUGGUUUCAGAGAGCAGAUGAGGGAACAGGAGAGGCAAGAAUUGGAGAGGAGACAAAGGGAGGAAUUCGAAAAUCAGCAAAGGGUUAGAAUGGCACAGAUGAAUCAAGGUAAUGGCGGUCGUCAGAGUAAUGGCCAUUUUAGUUCUAAUGGAGGUGACCAGCAGGAACACGUGAUAGGAAACAGGGACGCCGUUAAUGAAAACACUAAUGUCGAGGUACUGGGCAAAUCUAAAGUGACCUGGAACAGGUUAACGAAAACUUCCACGGAGGUUAGUUUACCGGACAUCGAAAUAGUUACAACGCCAGAACGCGAGGUCACGACAAAGACUGCAAUCGCUGCUUAAUCCUGCGGAAAUGUUUCUCGGCUGCUAUCGCCGACCAGCUAACUGCUGGUAAUUUCGUUGGAAUGAAAUUCUCUGGUGCUGUCUUUAGGGAAUCCCGAUAGCAAUUAACGUAAGACUGUCAUCGAUUUCUAGUUCUUUUUUUAUGCAAAAAGAAACUAUUUGAUGAAAAUGUUACCAAAUGAAAAACCCUAGAUGUACAAAUUUGAAUAAAUAUAAGAAUCGAUAAAAUA